AUGAAUCCUUGUUAUAGUACAUGCAAAAAGAAAUCAAUAUCAGAUAUGACUCAUGGACGAAUUACAGGUGAAAGACAAUCAAUUCGUGAUUUAAUUGAAAAUAAAUAUCUACAUGAAUGGCUGCAUAAAACUGCAAUACGUCGUUGUAAAGAAGUUUUAAAUAAUAAUACACCUGUGAGUAAAAAAGAAUUUUUAUCAACAUCAAUCGAAUGUUUUUGA
Molecule: messenger RNA, 219 nt
Organism: Rotaria sp. Silwood2
Lineage: Eukaryota; Metazoa; Rotifera; Eurotatoria; Philodinida; Philodinidae
Source: the annotation of a GenBank genome assembly